This is a messenger RNA of Phytophthora nicotianae INRA-310, 1759 nucleotides long. RefSeq lists its product as hypothetical. Gene Ontology annotation, molecular function: protein-disulfide reductase [NAD(P)H] activity. Gene Ontology annotation, cellular component: cytosol. Bases 1 to 1671 code for a protein of 556 amino acids. The transcript has a single exon. The record is from RefSeq and is a predicted model, not a curated record. NCBI's taxonomy places the organism in Eukaryota, Oomycota, Peronosporomycetes, Peronosporales, Peronosporaceae.
AUGAGCUCAAGCAAUAACCGGCGACGGUCUCAUGGUAGCGGUGCAGGUGUCUGGCUGCGUCGAAAUGUGUGGCUGGUGGCCGCGACGACACUUGUGGUGAUCUAUUGCGUGUUCAUGGUGUACACGACCAUGUGGGCGCAAGGCUUCGGUGCUCAACAGCGCACGAAGGAAUCAGAUCAUUUGGCCCAGGAUAGCAACGCCAUGAAGGAGGCGAUGGCUGCAUUGAAAGAAAUGGGCGCAAUCAGGGGAGAAAAUACGCAUGAAGAGGCGGAAGAGCAGGCUGAGGAAGCAGCAGAGGAUGGCAGGGAACAACUCGUCAAAGGAGAAGGAGAACAGGAGAACGUGGGCGAGGCAGAGACCCACAACGCACACGCAGCAGCGACGACGGGACCCCGACUUCGCACAGGGAACGAAGGCACCGUCGCGUACGAUGAUAAAGUGCCUCUCGAAGAUGUGGGAGAUAUUCCCAUGGUAGGAGCGACUGCAGAAGUCGAGUUGGAAACGCGAAUGAGUGGAAAAGAGAAGGUAACGCCGUCAAAGACGGAUACAACAGCAAACAAAGGGCCUGCACAGUUGACGAUAUCCGUAACGAAGACAGCUAAUGACAGUGAUCAUCUGUGGACUGGCGUGGAGAAGCUACCUCUUGCUGGUGAAGGAAUUCCUGGGGCUAUUCCUACUGAUUCUGAUGCUCAGAAUUCAACACAAGCUGCUCAGGUGAAGAUAAGUAAUUUCAAGUCGAGACGAUUUGAUAAAGCACGACUCGUUUUGGAGACACCCGAACAAUUGAACGCGUCGAUUCCAUUCGAAAAGCGACACCAUACCAUUUUCGGCUACAACGCUACCUUGGCGUAUCUUCAACUCUAUUCGAAACCCGCCAACUCGAAAGAAGAACUAUUCCUGUUCUUUACAUGCAGCGACAGCAAAGGCGGACGACAUGACUGGAAUCCCAAUUGCGCAACGGCACGCGAUAAGGUGUACGCUACUUUUGCCAAGUCACCGUCUACGAAUCGUCUUGUAACAAUUCAUGCAGGUCCUCGCGAGGACUGGAUGGGUGGCAACGCCUUCACAGACGAUGAUGAUCUUCGUCUGAAGGCUGUUCCUACCUUAAUGCGUUGGGAUGGCGGUGCGCCCGGUGCUCUGCGUUCGACGUGGGGUGUGCUAGUGGAUAAUUCGAUACUUUAUGAGCCGUUGGUGCGCUACCUCUUCCGUAAUGCCGACGAACAGGACAAACUAUUAGCGAAGCCAGAAGUGGAGACCAAGAAGAUCAUUACACUGAGAGGUUACGUGCAGUACCGAGCGUUUAUGGAAUCUUACGCCAGCAAUGGAACCUCGUACCCGCUUUUCAUGAUGAUGGUAUCGGGUCGGUUUCAACGCAACAACCGCCUCUGGUGUCCGUGGUGUCGGCAGUCUGAAAUGCCGGUGGAGUAUGCGUUCUACGCCUACGCACCGGCCAAUGCCAAGCUCGUCCUUGUGGAGACCUAUGACAAGUACAUCGAGUGGCGGAAUCCUGACAAUGAGUUUAAACAGGAUCCGCAGCUUGCGAUGAAAGGAGUGCCGUGGUUCUAUCGAGUAUAUCCGGGCCCACCCGGCGCACCACUCACGUAUCAGCGCGUCAAGAAGAAAUUCUACAUACUCGAGGCGUUGCAGCAAGUUUUCCAAGACUCCGGCUGAAUAUCAGAGACUUCAACAUGAGUUCAGAUACUUUAGAAAUGGUAGACAAUAUUUUAACCAAUCAAAGGACAAGUUUCAAACGGUACGU